UGUCACCAGGUUUUGUUCAACGGCUGCAAAUUAAUGGAUUAUUUGCAGGUGUGUGGGCCCUUACAAUGAUGGACACUUGGCAGUUUGCAGGUCUGGAGAAUUAAAGUGUUAGUUAAUCAACGGCAUCUAAGCAAGGACAUUAAAGUUUAGCUGCCAUUCGAUGUCCAGUAGCACGUGGCUGAGGCUGCCCUGUGGCUGAUCCGGACGAUGCUUUCCACAAACCACUGCGGUGGUGCGUGGGGAUGAGAUGGAUGGAGCCCAUGGCCAGGCCAGCGCACCAGCCCCCAUGUCCCGGGAUGUCCAGCUGCAGCAAGUCUCCCUCCAAUUCCGGAGAAGCUGCAGCCUCUAACUCCAUGUCAUGGGUGAAAAUGUUCAAGAAACCAGGAGGCCUGAAGAAGUCCUACCAGCCCGGGAGCAUGCUGUCCCUGGCGCUUACGAAAGGUCUGCUGAACGAGCCGGGCCAGAAUAGCUGCUUCCUCAACAGUGCUGUUCAGGUGCUUUGGCAGCUGGACAUUUUCCGGAGAAGUCUGAGGCAGCUCUCUGGUCACUUCUGCCUGGGCGAUGCCUGCAUUUUCUGUGCUCUGAAGAGUAUAUUCAGCCAGUUUCAGCAGAGCAGAGAGCGCGUGCUUCCCUCUGACAGCCUGCGGAAUGCCCUCGCCGAAACCUUUAAGGACGAACAGCGCUUCCAACUGGGCCUGAUGGAUGACGCUGCUGAGUGCUUUGAGAACAUUCUGGAGCGGAUUCAUUUGCACAUUGUUUCAGACAUGGCGACUGAUUCUUGCUCAUCCAAAUCCUGCAUUAGCCAUCAGAAGUUUGCAAUGAUGCUUUACGAGCAGUUUGUGUGCCGCUGUUGUGGCGCAUCUUCAGACCCACACCCCUUCACAGAAUUUGUUCAUUAUGUCUCCACCACCUCUUUAUGCCAACAGGUGGAUCACAACCUGGGGAAGAACGAGCGCCUCAGGUCAGACAUGUUCGGAGAACUGCUGCAGGCCGCAAACAGCACGGCUGACCUCCGAAGCUGCCCAAGCGACUGUGGUCAGAGCAUCAAGAUCCGCCGUGUGCUCAUGAACUGUCCUGAGAUCGUGACUAUAGGAUUUGUAUGGGACGCUGAGCAGUCAGAUCUCACAGAUGAUGUUAUCAGGUCCCUCGGACCACGGCUGAACCUAUGCGGGCUUUUCAGCAGAGUCACUGAUGAAAAUGCCAAGCGGAGUGAACUGCAUCUGGUGGGAAUGAUCUGUUUUUCCAGUAAACAUUACUCAGCUUUCGCCUAUCACACCAAAUCCUCAAAGUGGAUGUUUUUUGAUGACGCCACUGUGAAGGAGAUUGGGUCCAAAUGGAAGGAUGUCGCUUCCAAAUGCAUCAGGGGACAUUUCCAGCCUCUUCUUUUAUUCUACACCAACCCCGAGGGGAGCCCAGUUUCCAACGAAGAUGCACCGAGACAAACCACCAUGUGUCCUCGCUACAAAGCCCAAGUCAAUGGCGACAUGACCAUCAAACAUCUUCUUGGCGGUCCGAACCAAUUUCAGGAUCCUUAUAUGGAGCAUUUGCAAAGGCCAGGUGAGACAUCAAAAAAGGACAGAGGGCAGCGGAGAAUUGACCCAUCCCAACUCAAAGACACUACCCAUGCAAGAUCUUCAUCUCCACCAGAAAAUGGGCUAAAGCCUCCUGUGGACAAGGUAAAAGGCCAUUCGCGUGUCGACAGGUCAUCGGCCUAUUCCAGCAGAGGACUUCCGGAGCCACACGGACCGUCCUGCAGCGCACAGGGUCGAAGGGCCAACGCGUCCCUGGGUCCGGACCAGGAGAGCUGCCGUGAAGCGUGGGAAAGGAGUGGGGAUGGAGGAAGCCGGGCCAAGCCCAGGUCCAAUUGGAGGCCCGUCCGAGAGGUGUUGAACGUGGACACUGUCCUGAACGAGCUGGAGCAACGGUGCCUGCAGCAGGACAGCCCGCGCUGCAGCAAGUCCACGCCCCAGGAAAGGCCGCGCGGCGAACAGGUCCGAGAUCGCGAGCGGGAACACGCGCGGGCGAGGGAGGAGCGGAAGCAGAAGUGUCUGAUGACCAUAUACGAGGACGAGCAGCGGCACGAGACGGAGAGCCACAGCUCUGUGGAGUCGGAGAGCAGGGCCGGCCAACAGAGGGGCGGCAGACUCAAAGGCGGCCCCAAGACCCUGCUGCGCAGUGAAACCUGGACCAUUCAGAGGACAGAGUCCGGCUACGAGAGCAGUGAUAGGCUCAGCAGUGGCUCCACCAACCCUGACUCACCUGGGGUCGACGGUUUUGCCCUCAGACCAGACCAGAGACCAACACCUGAGGUAAACAGCCCAAACCUCAGGGAAAAAACCAUGAGCAAACGGAAAUCCAAGUACACUUCGGGCACUUCCAGGAAAACGUCAUCUUCGGAGAGGAACUCUUCCGGCCCAGAUACCAGGCUGACCGAACAGCAGGAGCUGACAAACUGUCGAGGGCACGGUGGUGAAAGUGCCACCCUGAGACACAUUACGAAAACCAGCAGCUCUGAAUGGAACAGCUCCGACGAUCUGGCCCUGUCUGAGCCCGAGGACAGGGAAAGCACUUACCUCUCCAGCAACAGUGAGGCUGUGAACUCGGACUCUCAGAGCUCUAACAUGGCUCCCGCGUACCACCCUCCCAACAGGGUGUCUGCGGAGGCUCCCCAGCGCCAGCCUGGUGCCUCCGGGUCGGCCCACCUCAGACCCGGCCCGCACACGUCUGCUCACCAGGGCGAGGAGAGCCAUUCGCUGUUCCGUCCCAGGAUGCUUCAAGAACCCUUUCCGCCGAGUCCUCGCCUUCCCGCCUCUUCCUACGCUAGUCCCCACAGGAAACCCGACAUCGCGGGCCUCCGAAAGUUCUCGGACGCGAGCUCAAAGUCGGGCUCGGAGCCGGACAGGAGCACGCAGUCGUCGUUAGAGAGCGAGGAGAAGCCGAGCGGGUGCCGGGCGGAUCAGGCGGCUCAGGAGGUUUCCCUGACCACAUAUUUCAACGUGGACAACUGCAUGACGGAAACCUACCGUCUCAAGUACCACAACCAGAGGCCUCUCGUCCUCUCUGCCACGGCGCCACGGGCGGCGGCCGCCAGCGAGCGCAGAGACAACAGCCACGCGCUUCCCAGUGAGGCACACUCACAGGACCUGCCAAAAGCCAGAACUGAAGCAAGCCAUAAUAGCAAUAAACCGACAGCGAAAUGGAACCCAGUGACAGCCAAGGGACUGGAUGAGCGUGAUCCUCCAGGCUUCUCCUUUGUCAGCAGCAAAAGGCUGUAUGACCGCGGUACUCCAGACGAAACUGAGGAUCUGCAUUCUCAGAGGACUGCAAACACCUGGAGU
This is a messenger RNA of Menidia menidia (Atlantic silverside), 3338 nucleotides long. The record is from the annotation of a GenBank genome assembly. Lineage: Eukaryota; Metazoa; Chordata; Actinopteri; Atheriniformes; Atherinopsidae.